Messenger RNA from Oncorhynchus keta (chum salmon), 2416 nucleotides. Its product is annotated as beta-1,4-galactosyltransferase 1-like. Lineage: Eukaryota; Metazoa; Chordata; Actinopteri; Salmoniformes; Salmonidae. The coding region runs from base 964 to 1746 and encodes 260 amino acids. Gene Ontology annotation, molecular function: cytoskeletal protein binding; beta-N-acetylglucosaminylglycopeptide beta-1,4-galactosyltransferase activity. The record is from RefSeq and is a predicted model, not a curated record. Gene Ontology annotation, biological process: protein N-linked glycosylation; carbohydrate metabolic process. The transcript is spliced from 7 exons.
UUAAGGCUAAAACGUUUUCCGGGGGAAAAAAUUGCCUACAUCACAGGCAUCUGGUCCCUCUCCUAGAGUGAAUUCAAAUUCAAACAAAUCUCAACCUAUGGACUUGCAAAUUAAUAAAGAGUUCGUAAUGAGUAUAUUUUGGGCAUUUUACAAAUAGUUUGCUUGUGUAGUGCCCUAGUAGACUAGGAUUUCCUCGUCGUGACUUUUAUUAUUGAGGAAGCUACAGGUCCACGAGCUGUCAUAUUACUGCCAUAAAGUGUAGUACAGAGUGAAUUCACUCUUGGGAGCCUACGUCAAACUGAUGGUCACGGCCAGCAUGCCACCACCACAUAGUAGAGGAAAAGAUGAUCUUACCUUGUUUUAUUUUUAAAAUCUUUAAACUAUACUGAGUUUUGCAACAAAUAAAUAGAGUAUUUGUAAAUUGCUUUUUUUUAAUACCGUCGGUUGCGUAAACGGUUGUGUGUUUCGGUUCGGCAUAUGACAACCGCAUUAUGCUCGACUCAUCUCUCAACUUUAGGCUGCGGAGGAAAGGCUGCGCCUUGGUUGUAGUUUUAGGUGUUAUUAAUCUCUUAGUGGCUUUAUUUUAUUUCAUGGGUUACUCGAAUGGGUUCUCACCAAACCUAUAUAUACAGACACAAACGCGAAUUGAAACUGAUUUUAUUACCGUGACACUUCCACCGGAAGAUAUUGGACAUCACGACCUUAAUAACAGCUUUGUAACAUUGCAAACUCUGAAGCUUCACGAUAUACAUUUACCCAAUACAACUACUACAACAACUAAUAACACUACUACUACUACUACUACUUCUACUACUACAACUUCGUGGAAAAAGUUAGAAAAAUGUCCUGAUCCGUCUCCACAUCUUGUUGGGCCUCUCAGGGUUGAGUUCUCUACGCCUGUCAGCUUGGAUACAGUGAGGAAGGAGAACCCAGGCCUGCAGGAAGGAGGUCGCUACAAACCACAUGACUGUGUCGCCCUCCAAAAGGUUGCUCUCAUCAUCCCCUUCCGCCUUCGUGACGAGCACCUCAAGUUCUGGCUCUACUACCUCCAUCCCAUCCUUCAGCGCCAACAGCUGGACUAUGGCGUCUACGUCAUCAAUCAGCACUGCAUGUCUGCAACCAAUCACAUCUCAGCUAAAGUAUGGUUGGGUUCUUCCAAUGCUCGGUGGCUUUCUUCUCUUUCUGAUUUCUUCUUUUGAGGAUGGAGACAACACGUUCAACAGGGCCAAGCUGAUGAACAUUGGCUAUGCUGAGGCCCUGAAGGAGUAUGACUACGACUGCUUUGUGUUCAGUGACGUGGACCUCAUCCCUAUGGAUGACCGCAACACCUACAAAUGCUUCCGCCAGCCCAGACACCUGUCUGUCUCCAUGGACAAGUUUGGCUUCAAGUUGCCCUAUAACCAGUACUUUGGCGGUGUCUCAGCGUUAAGUAAGGAGCAGUUCCUGGAAAUCAACGGCUUUCCCAACAACUACUGGGGCUGGGGUGGUGAAGAUGAUGACAUUUUCAACAGGGUGAGCUCUAGAGGAAUGUCCAUCUCUCGUCCAGAUAGCGAGGUUGGAAAAUGCCGGAUGAUCCGUCACGAAAGAGACAAACUGAACGACCCAAAUCCUCAGAGGUUUGACAGAAUACAACGCACAAGACUGACAAUGAAUACCGAUGGUAUAAACUCUCUCAAGUACGAAGUCGUCAAAGUGGAAAAGGAUCCUCUGUUCACGAAAAUCACAGUAGAUGUGGGGAAACCUUAGUGAAAGUGGAUAAAUGUGAGGAGUUAUUUUGCACAACUAUAUCAGUUUAAUAAAUAUGUAUAUAGUUAAUACAAAUUUUAUACAUUUGUUUCUUCUUGCAUUUUUGGCAGAGAUAUUUGAGAUGAUUAUGGUUUAAUAUAUUUUGCAGAAAUGUUCCCCAUGUUUGAAACUGUGUGAAAGGUCUUAAUCCCGAUCUACAGCAACUGUUGGUUUGGUUACUUAUACAUGUUUCCCAAAACAUCAGUUGAUACACACUUGUUUGCUGUAUUCUGUCCAUUCACUACCUGUGACAUGAUCACUUCCAUGCUUCUUUACAUUCAAAACCUAUUCAGUACCUGUUACAUGAACGAUCACUUCCUUGCUUCUUUACAUUCAAAACCUAUUCAGUACCUGUUACAUGAAUGAUCACUUCCUUGUUUAUGCCCUGAGGAUACAAAUCAGCCAGGAACAAACAUACGACCUACCAUCUCGCUGGUGUAGUAUGUAGGUAUGGUCAGUCUCAGUCCCCACCCACUUGGCUUAUCUUAAAUGUGUGGAAAUACAGGUGUGGUGGACCCAACCUGUCACUGUGUUUCAUGUGACUGAAAGUAAAAGCCUAAUGUCUGGUGUUCAGCCAUUGGAAUAGAACAGGGAGAGGUUAUUAAAUAAAAUAAAACGUUUUACAUUUGAA